Molecule: messenger RNA, 12365 nt
Organism: Varanus komodoensis (Komodo dragon)
Lineage: Eukaryota; Metazoa; Chordata; Lepidosauria; Squamata; Varanidae
Gene: ATXN7
Product: ataxin 7
Exons: 9
Coding region: 5136-7310 (724 amino acids)
Source: RefSeq, a predicted model, not a curated record
AAAAGCAUAGUUUAACUCGUGUGUGAGCAGCCAGUGGGUUGUAUGCAGGCCUUACAGGGGGACGGAUCUCCUGCUGCCUGCCAGUCCCCCCUAGCUGUCCCCAGGGUUUUUACCUUCACAUUGAUACUGCAGGCUAGACAAUGCUCUGGCAGCCUCACUGCCUACAUCUGAGGCUUUUCAAAGCCUAAAUUCUGCAGGGGGAUGGUUGGGGGUGUUGCAGCUGAACCAUCCUCCAAAAAUGCCUCUGUGCUUCACUUGUGGCAUGGGAGGGAGAGCAAUCCACUAUCUUCCAAUGAAGUUCAGUGUGGAUGCUGAAUGGGUAUCUCCUGUGGGGCAGAGGUUCCCCAUCCCUGAUCUAGGUUUAGGUUUGCUUUAUGCUGCAGAGGCUGUUAGUGAAGUUCACAGUAGUGCUGGAAAAGGUUUCUCAGAAUUAUUUUAGCCCUCCAGUACUUUUUCUGUAACUGGCAGCUGUGUAAAUAAUUAGAAGCUUGAUUACAGGAUAUCUUUCUCUUUAGUCACAGAUGUGGCUGAUCAAGAACAUUAUUUAUUGAGGUCUUACUUUUUAGGUAUCUCUCUUAUUCUUACCAAAUCUCCAUCUGAAAUUUUUAGGAACACUUUUUUUCUCUAAGGAAGCAACAGGUUCUGCAUAUGAUGGCAGGAUUUAUUCAACUAAUAUUGCAGACUAGAAGCCACAGACUUCGCAUAGAAUAUUUCCACUGACUCUUGAAAUACAUGGCUUAUUCCUUCUGCUAUUGUCAUUUGCAAAUUUAAAUGUCUGUAAUACAUAUACAAGUUGUAAAAGCCAAUAAUUGGUGAUGGCAUGGAAGGGGGAUGCAGAAAUGAAUCUGCACAUCAUGUAUUGAUUUUAUUGUUAAUUUUUGUGCUUAUGAACUUCAUAGAAUACUAGCGUUGGAAGGGGCCAUGAAGGCCAUUGGGUUCAACCCCCUGCUCUUGCAGGACAACAUUUUACACCAUCCCACUGAGAUGGCUGUCCAGUUUCUGACUUGUUUUAUAUUAUGGUUGAACACAGGUAGACUAUUUUUAUACUUCUAUGCCAACCCAAGGCUCAUAGGCUCUCUGUGUGGUUUACAAAUGUAAAUGACAUAUAAACAACCAGUAAAAAUCAUGUAUAAAUAAAACAAUAAACAGUAAAACCAUUACAACAUGAUCAGCAACCCACAACAACUGUACUAAGACUGAUACAUUGCGAUGUUUGGGGCUUGGCCACCACAUAAACCAGACUCAUGGGCAGUAACAGUUGUUAGUGGGGAUAAGACUGAGAGCUGGAGGAGAAUUAUGAAUUAUAAUUCAUAAUUAUGAUAAUUAAGAAUUAUCAAGUAAAUUAACAUUUGGGGACAGUUUUAAUACACUAUGCUUAGAUUUGUUGAAGAAGAGUGUAAAUGUUCCUGGGUAAAUUUAAUUGAAAUGCAAGUUCCAUUGAUUUAAAGAGGUUUUUCCUAAGUAUGACUCAUGUUGGAUUGAACCCAUUGUUCCUGGUUAUUUAUUUAUUUAAAACUGUUAUAUGCCGUCCCCUAUGCAUGUCCUCUCGAGGCGGCUCACAAUCAUAGGUUUGUAGUUCCUCUAAGAUCUAAAUGUAUGCCUUUCCUUGAUUAUAUGAUUAAUUUUCAUAAAACAAAUAAGUCUACCUGUUGCUCAAACAUGUUUAUGGCACUUGACUUGGUUUUCAUCAUGAGUCUUUCAUCACAUAUACAGUAUUCCAUGUUUUGUAAUUCAGAUUCAUACUCCCAGUACUCUGGGCUUCGGAGUUCUUCUGACUCUGUUCUCACCUACUGAUUUUAGCUGAAUGACUUCAUGAAAGGACUGAAUGAUCCCAUUCAGUUUUACUUUAUAGCUUUUGUUUUCCUUAUAUGAAUACAGGCAAGCGUUAACCUUUAACUGAUUCAGACUGACACUUGACUUCAAUAAUUGAUAACCUCUCUGUGCUACUAUGUACUCUUGCUUCUACAACAUAGUCUCACAACUUACUGUGGUUAAUAGAAGCAUGAAAAUUGGCACAGUAGCAAGGUGUCUACCAAAUACAAAUAUGGUCAUAAUAAUGGGCAGUUAUUAAGUGAGCUACUGUGUAUUCUUGCUUCUAGAUUAGUCUUACAACAGAUUGUGGUUAAUAGGAAUGCAUACCAGUACAGUAGAAAAAUGUCCACAAAACAGAAAUGUGAUGUUAAACAUGGAGUUAUUAAGUGAACAGAAACUUCCUUAUUCUCAGCUUAGUUUUCUUCCUGUUUGCCCUUGUUUCCCUGAAGUCCUCCAUUUCUUGUUCCUCCUUUCUCUCUCUUGCCUUUCCUUAACACCGUAGCAUUUUUUCAGUCUCUACUUCUUCUACCAGCUCUGUUUUCCUUUUAUAGUUCCCUCUCCCCCAUUGAAUUCAUGUCCUGCUUGUGCGCUGCCCAUAGGUACCCAUUUGACUGUGAGAACAGAGUGCUAGAUUAGCUUGAAAGCCUUUGUUCUGAUCUAGAUCUCUGGCUUAUGUUCUUGUGGUCUUCCACUUUUUAACUUCCUUUGGUUCUUGCUAUUGUGCCACACUUCUUAUUCUAUUUGCCUUGCCUGUUGAAUUUCUUUUGUGUUUCGAAGAUAAAAUAGGCUUCUUUUACAUAUUUACAUUUUUAAACUCUUUUCCUAAUGUAUUCCUGGACACAUAAUUAACGUCUGCAGAAUGAACUUUGGACCCCAACAGAUAUGAAAUGGUUAAACUGAAGUUCAGACUGUUUGGUUGCUUUGCAACCUGUUGGUUUAACUAGCUUGCUAGUUAGUUUUAGGAACUGGAAUCAUUCUGAAUGGUUGUAUAAAGUUAUGGACGCAUUUUGCAGUUUGUCUGGUGGUGUUAUAAAGGUACUGAAAUAUCCAGCUGGCAUUCCUGAGGCUUUCUGUUCUGCAUUGUGUGCAUGUUUGUGUGUGCAUGCAUGUUUUGGAGAGGAUUAUAAGCAGCUACUAACUCAGGCUGUUACAUUAGUUCCUCUAAGGUUUCUGAUGAUACUUUUUCUUGCAUAGGGCAACAGGAGUUCAGGAGAAUAUGGACAGAUGGCCCUUGCCUGCAGAGAGUUAUAUGAAUCAUGAUUAUAAAUAGUAUUUACUGUAUAACAACUUGAGAGUCUUUCCAUAAAGGCAGCAUAGAAAUAAGCACAUGCUUAUAUUGAGGAGGAUAUUGUCAGCUGAUGUGAUGUUUUCAGGUGUCAGUGUCCCUAGGACAACGGAAAGUUGCAGAAAAUUGUUGAUCUUCCAGUUCUGAAAACAUAAAAUCCAGCUGUUAAUUCAAAACUGCCUUCCAUCCUAGAUAAGUAGUCUUCAACUCCUUUUACCACCAACCAAGAAACCUGUUCGUUCUUCCUCCCUCCCUCCCUCUUCCCCUUUCCCACAAACUGCUUUUUGUAACAUCUUGCCUGAUAAGAGAUCUAGAGAUCUUUAAAAAAAAAUGCACAUUUUCUUAUCGUAGGCCUAGUAAAAGUAUUUCAUUGUAUGAAUUUUUGAAAAGUUUGCUAUGUUGAUUUUACACACUGCAGAAGUUUCUUAUUCAGAAGUUUCUUUAGUACUCAAAAAUACUUAAACUGACAUGCUGGGUGGGGGAAUCAAAGUAUAUUUAAUACAGUUUUCAUGUUGUAUCAAAAUUAAUUCAGGUAAAUUUUACUUGCAAAUUCUUUAUAGGAAUUUUUGUGCAUUUUUAAAAUGAUUUUUUUUUGGUCAAUGGCAAUGCCAUUUGCACUCUCCUUACAUUGUUCAUGGGGAGUACUGAAAGCUGUUAACAUGAACAUAAGUCUACUAAAAAUUUGUCCUGGUGAUUUGGUCUGCACAUUGGUUUGGACAUGGGAGUUGUUGUGCAUAAGCUGCUUUAUUGCACAGCCUAUUAUCAGUUCCUUUUUGGGUGUUGCUGUGUGACUUCCAAAUCUGAACCACUGAACUGUUAGAGACUGAACAGAAAUAAACCAUGGGUUAACCACUGCACAAUUUACUGGUGCGGCAGAAAAUAAUGUCAGAACUGAGGAUGAACAAUUAUCUGCAACUUUCUUGAUUCCACUGGUCUAGGGAAAUCCCCAGUGGCCUUCUGAAAAAAAUACAAUCUCAAUUUUGCAAUUGAUUGGUUUACUUUAUCUCGGACACUUAUUAAUGAUAUGUAGCAUGUUAUUAAUAUUAUGUAGCAAUGAUUUUUAAAAUGGAAAUCCUGUAGAGAAAAAUAGCGGCAGAACACUUGCCCUGAGGGGGGACCCCCCACCCAUUUUUAAUAAACUUAAAAAGAAAUGUCUGGAUCAAAAAACUUACUGGAUCAAAAAAAACCUUAAAAGCUCAACAGCUAUACAGUAGCACCAUUUGCCUUAUCUUCUUUAAGACACAGCCCAGCCUAUGCCAUAUCUCAAACUACGCUUGAAUUCUUGGUUUCAAAAUUUGUUGUGUCAUGGGGACAGGGGAUGGUUGGCUGAGGGAUUGAUGAGCUGGUUCAAGAAACACAAGUCCAAAGCUUUCAUGGACACACAGAACCAGUUAUACUGUGAUUACACGACGAUAUGUUCCUGUGUUAAAAAUAGUUAUUUCAAGGAGUGAGAUUUUAUUGACUUUGACACCCAUUUUCAUCAAGAUACUCAUAUCCUUCUGCCGAGUGACUAAAAAUAAAUUACCUCUCAGUAAAUGUGGCCAGCUAAAGUCCACUAUGAUCUAUUCUCUCUGUAGUUUUUGUAACAUCACAGAAGAGUGAGGGCAACAUUACACAAAGGGAGAAAAUUAUUUAAGCACAGUCUUCUCAGACUCUGGCAAGUUCUGAAAACAGAGCAAUUAAUGUACAUCAGCAAGGGCUUCUGGUGUGACCAUGUUAGAUAAAAUUAGACUCCACCUCCCUGUUUUUACUAGUUAUCUGCCAGGACCUUUGUGACUCAAGUGUACUUCACUGUAAUAGCAAAUGUUACAUAAACCGAAACAUGGAGCCUGUUUGGAGUUUGUGGGCAGACUCAAAUUAUGAUGCAAAGCUUUAGUAACAAGUGUGCAGUGAAGCACAAUCAAAUUAUGUGAAUGGGGGAGUGCAACAAGAAGGCUUUCCAGAACAGCCUUUUCCCUUUGCACAGGGCUUGAAAGCUCUGGGUAACUUUUCUGGUGCAAUUUUCAGAGGCAGGAAUUGGCAGGGAGCCCAGAUCUGAAUGGAGUUUGCAGAAGAAAGAAGACACAGCUCCUCCAGCAAGCCACCUUUAACUCCCCCUUCUUCUUCAGUAUUCUCCCUCUUUUCAUCUCUGUCUUCAAAAAACAAAGGUAGCAGUGGAGGUGCGAGCAGCCGCUCAUCCAGUGGUGGGGGAACUAGUGCAUCCUCCUCUUCCAGUUCCAAGUUGUUGAAAUCACCCAAAGACAAGCUGCCAAUCAGUGGAAACAACAGGCCAAUGCAUCUGGUACAUAGCAAAGGUCCCCAUGAUAAAAUCAUGACGCCAUCUGUCAAAGUGGAAAAAAUACAUCCAAAGAUAGAUGGUACAUUAUUGAAACCUGCUGUUGGUCCAACCUGUUCUACUACUGUGAGCUCCUCAAUAAAGAUUGGCCUUAAUCCCUCAAUACCAAAGCCACCCUUGCCUUCCCCUGGACAGAUACUGAAUGGUAAAGGUCUUCUCUCUGUGCCUCCAUAUUUGGACAAAAAGCAAGAAGAGAGUACAAAUAAUAGGAAAUUUUUACACAAAAGAUUGUCAGAGAGAGAAUUUGAUCCUGAUAUCUACUGUGGCGUCAUUGACAUAGAAACCAAGAAACCCUGUACUCGGUCUUUGACGUGCAAGACACAUUCCCUAACUCAACGGAGAGCUGUACAGGGUCGGAGGAAGCGAUUUGAUUUAUUACUAGCUGAGCACAAAAGCAAAACCAGGGAAAAAGAAUUACUCCGCCAUUUGGAUCAUCAUCAGCAGAUGCCCCCUCUCAGGGAACCACAUCCCUCACCUUCAAGAACUUCCCAGGAGCUGCACCAAAAUUCUCAUGGAGUUAUUCCUACAGAAUCAAAGCCUUUAGUACCUAAUAAACCCAAACCUCACACCCCCAGUCUUCCAAGGCCUUCAGGCUGUCCAGCCCAACACAGUGGGAAUGCCCCUAGCGAGUCUCCAUCAGUCCAUGAAUCUCCACUUGGUCCUCUGCCUGCAACUGAGCCAGCAUCUCGGUUAUCCAGUGACGAGGGAGAAUGUGACGAAAAAGAAGAGCCUGUUGAAAAACUGGAUUGUCUUUAUUCAGAUCAUCAUCCUCAACCAGCUGCCUUUUGCACAUUUGGUAGUCGACAAAUUGGAAGAGGUUACUACGUGUUUGAUAAACGAUGGAACCAUAUCCGAUGUGCACUUAAUGUCAUGGUGGACAAGCAUCUUAACUCGCAGAUGUGGAAGAAAAUUCCUCCAGCGACAAGCAACACUGCAUCCGUACGUGCUCCACACCGGACAAACUCCACACCUGUGUCACAGUAUGGCACCAGCACGACAAGUUUUCUUUUACCCACCACGGCUAUGUCCUCACCAGUGCUCGUGUCUCCUUCCUGUCUGUCUCUGAGCAGUAAAUCGGUACCAUCCCAUGGGACUACGCUAAAUGCCAACCCUGCUAGUUUUGGUGCAGCGGAACCUGCCUGCAGUAUGCAAUCAAGACAAGUGUCGACAUCCCCUUCAACACCUCCAGUGCUUUCCUCAGUACCUUCACCUCUGUCUGGCAAACCUCAAAAAUUAAAAUCCAGCAAGUCUUUUAAGCCUAAGGAAUCUUCUGCUAGCAGCACCAACUGUAACAGUACCAGUAGCAACAGCAGUAGCGGCAGCUCAGGAAAGAAGCGUAAAAACAGUUCUGCGCUGCCAGCACCUUCUUCUCAUUCCACAGAGUCCUUUAGGAAAAACUGUGUGGUUAACUGUGGGAACUCUGGGGCUUCGUAUCACUCGCCUAUGACGUCUUCAUCCCACAGUGUUGGCCUCAAUUGUGUGACUAGUAAAGCUAACUCAGUUAGCCUCAAACAUGACCAAUCAGGGAGGGGCCCUCCAGCUGGGAGCCCUGCAGAAUCGAUAAAAAGAAUGAGUGUGAUGGUGAACAGCGGCGAUUCCACUCUCUCGUUGGGGCCGUUUAUUCACCAGUCGAGCGAACUGACAGUAAACUCACACAGCGGGUUUUCACAUUCGCAUCCUUCCCUAGAUAAAUUCAUAGGAAAGAAAAGAAAGUCCUCGCCUGGUUCAAGCAGCAUAAACAGCAGCAGCAGCAAAGCAAACAAGGUUGCCAAAUUGCCGCCGGUGAACAACAUUCACACAAAACAUACCGGUGCAAUCCCUGGGACGCAAGGGCUGAUGAACAAUUCAAUCCUUCAUCAGCCAAAGGCUCGUCCCUAACAGUUGACAACACCAUGAUAGAACUGGAUUAUUUUCACUACAAGCGAAGAUCUCCAUCUGGAAAUUCUGGACUCCAAGAUGCCUUGAGUUCUCCCAGCUUCCCACAGUCCUCAGGUGUGGAAAUCUACUGGACUGUCACACAAUCAAGGAGUUUCCCUCAAGCCAUGUCUGUAGCAGUGACGCUUGGAAAUGGACACUGGAUUGCCGUUCAGCCACAGGAGUGUUCCUAUCAGUGUUACCAGUGGUCUGGACAGCUUGCUACAAAUCCCUGUGAGAUAUUACUUACAGGAGUACUUCCUUUUGCCACUAUUUGUUCUAGAUUGGUUGGGCAGAGCAAUGUUUGGGAAAGAACAUUACUGUGGACUUGUUUUUCUUUUGUUCUGAUGGUGUCAUAGGCAUAACUGACCACCAUGUUGGCACUAUCCAGUGAAAACCCCUCGAGAAGGGGGCACAAUGUGUCAGGCACAAUAAAAAGAUGCCCUCAAGAAGGGAAUAUGGCUUUAGUGUUUUAUAGCAACGUUCCUUGAUUGGAAUGCAAAGAUAGCACAAUUUAGAAAUGAAGUCUACAUUUUGCCCAGCAUUUUGCAAGUAAUUUGGGAUAAGAAGCUGUCAGGAGUUUUAAAAAAGCAGAUUCAAAUGUUUGUGGCCAGCAUGCAAAAAGUAAGAACCCUCUUUAAAUAGUGAAGAUCAUGUGGUACAGAACAAUUUGACAGGCAUUAUCCACCAGGAACAGCUGCUUAAUAUCCUUUGCUCAUUGCAAUGGAGCUUGUGUGGGACUCCUGUACAAGGUCCUUUGAAGUCAAGGGAGGCUGCACAGUGGCAUUGUUUGGAGGAGGGCUAUGCCUGCUUGAUUUUGAAGAAAAUUCUUUGACUUAAAAAAAUAGACACCCUGAAAAACCCAGAUGCAAAACAUCCAUAUUCAAAAUGGUGAAUGACCUCUAAAUCAAUUCCCAAAGAAUAUAUUUCUUGACCUAUACUGUAUGCCAUAAGCCUUUGUUUUUUGGGGGAGGUGGGUGGGUAAAACAGAAAAUGCCAAGCUAAGUUGGUUGUAACAUCUGAUCUUUAGAAACACACACACACACAAACCUUACAGAACUGAACCGCAAAUUCUCAGUACUGUUUUUCUGGAGAGACUUUCUAGUAGGUUGAUACAACCAAAUUUUUCCUACAAAUAAAUUAUCACCCCAUUUUAUAAAGUCCAUAUUCAGUUUUUCUGAUGACUGGAUUCAGUGCCAGUUCAAAUUCUGAGUACAGUGUUAAAUGCAUCCCUUCUGUUGCCAUUUAGUGAGCAAACGGGGAGUAUUUUAAACAUGUCAUCCAAUCCCAGUGGUCCUUUUACUUCCAUGAGGGGAAAAAAUGGAAAGCAAAAUCCUGAGAAGGGCUUAAAUAUCACUAGACUUGGUUGUUUGUAACAGUAGUGAAUCUUGAAACACAGCUUGGAAUUUAUGUGAAGAGACAGUAUAAACCCAAACUGUAGCGCAUUAUCCAUGGGGAGCUUUCCUUGGUGAGUCUACAAAAAUGCACUUCCUCUCCAUGUUAGUGGAGCGUGUGGAUUCGGACAGCCAUUUCCUUUUCAAUGAGAACUCACUGUUCCAAUCAUACAGACUACAUUGGCAGAGGGCAAGAACUAUGUAUGGAUUCGUUUUCAGCAUGCUAGAUUUUCCCAGCUUCUCACAGGGGCAUCUGUAGAAUUCAUUGCAGCUUGGGACUUCAUCAGAUUACCUAGUUCACUUUCAUUCCUACUACUUGACAGCAUAGCUAAAAAGUUACCACUCAUUAGCCUGGUUUGCCUGAUCCAAACAAACUGCAGCUUAUUUAAAUUGCAGCACAUGCAGGGCGUUGUUUUCAUAAUUGCAGCCUGGUCACAGCUUGUCAUGUUGUCAAAACCAGGGCAGCCUAUCUCGUUGGAAAGGGAAACAAUGCUCCUAUAACACAUGGGCUAUUGCAGGGUUGUUUCCUUGUCCAAGAAAGCUGGUCACCCAGGUUCAGAUGACAUAAAGCCCAGCUGGGUAGCGACUAUGAAAUCCGCACCCGCUUCACACCACAAUUUAAAUAAGCCACAGCAGCGUGUUAGGUUCAUGCUGACUGGCCCAUUGAAGAAGAACUCUUUCUGAAUCCACAGGGCCUGUGCAGGAGAAGCUCUCAGUGGAAUGAAUGUGCCUGUAGAUUUUUGCCUUAAAGGGGCACCAUUAGACAAUCUGAGCCUUUCUAGUUCACACAGCCCAGCCUCUCUCUCCCUACUAAGGUGGUGCAUUGCACGUCAGGGAUUCUAAAGCCGCCACAAGCAGCAGCUGCUUGGGGGGCGUUGUUUGUUGGUUUUUACCUGUUAGGUCUUUAAAUCACCAUGAAAUUUGCUACUGAAUUAUCAAAACACAGUGAAGCAACAAGACUAUGCAGACAACUCUAAAGCCUUGAAUUCACAAAAGAUCAUGUGUUGGUUUUAAGCAGGAGGAGAAUACUUUGGAGAGUGAUGAUUAUGCAAAUAUUAAACAUGAGUGCAUGUUGAGGGAAGGGGGAGUUUUAAACAACCCUUCAGUUUAUAGUGGAUACUCUAAAAUGUUAAAAAAAAACCUCUUAAUUGGCUUAUCUGGGAAGCGGGAGGGGACAACCAAAGUAAUGUAUCUGCUCUGCAGAGAGAAAAUCAACACAAGCUCCAUCCUGUGUGUUGGAUAUUUUCAAUCACAAGUGCAAUUUGGUUUUGAUAGAUUUACCUUCGAAGGCUGACAAAUUUUUCAUAAGUUAAACCUUAGUGGCUUUAAGUAUUCAAAAAUGUCUCUUUGUUUUAUAAAGAUUAUGUUGCUCUAAAAGCAUCAAAGCAAGUCCCAGGCUCCUUAAAAACGUGCAGAUCUCUGUGAAAUGUUCAGCGUUUUACCACUGUGCUCAAUUUAAAUGGGUUGCAGCUACAGAUCCAAUUCCCACUGUGAAUGUCUGCAUCACAAGCCAUGCUGAAAGGAAUGGGAGCGUCCCACUAAAACCUUCACGCUUUUGCACAAAUCCCAGGUCAGUGCAUUCAGUGGGGCUUAUGUAAGCGCCAUUCCAGAGUGGAAUUGUGUCCUGUAUCUGACUGUUGCGGCUUAUGAUUUCAAAACUUGCCAUCAGUAGAACCAGAGGACAUCUUAGAUUUAUGCCUGCCCUCAAAGUGUAGACUCAUCUAUUGUACAAACAAUUCCUUUGGGGGGCAGUAAUGAAUGGAGUAAUUGUUUUUGAAGCUUUUAUUGUCCGACAACAUUCUUAUUGUAAAUAAUUAAGGAAAUUUCAAAUUUAAUUUAUCUUGCAAGAUUUGCUGUGACUGGGUUAUUUCUUAGAAAGAUUUUGGUAUUAAUUUAAGAGAUACAAUUUUUUUAUAGUCUUUCCAGCUUCUCAUUAUGACUCCUGCAGUUUUCUUAACCUAAAAAAAAAAUUAAAAUGUUGCAAUGAUGAACAAAGAAUUAUACAAAAAUAAUGAAACCCAUACUUUUGUAUCUUUAUUUUGGAAUUUCUUGUUCUAUUAUAAAUAUUGAAGUAUCCCUAUUUCAGAAGACAUAUUUUGUUAAUUGAUUGUACAUAUUUAAAUAUGUAUUUUUGCACAGGUCUUUUUUUCUUAUAUCCAGUUUUUGGUACAACUGAAAAUCAUCUAGUAUUUAUUAAUUAAAAAGGAAAAAAAGCAAAUACCCUUUUUUAUAAUUUGAAGUGGUUCACUGCCAAGCCAAUAGUUAACAUUGCCUACUUUGCAGCGUUUAAGGGAUGCCUCUGUUUUGGGAGGGGGGGAGCUGCAUCCCUUUUUAAUGUCUCGGGAGUUGCUGGAUACAAACGAAGGGCCUGAUGCCGCUGCUCCGUGCCCGCAGAGGCCACCCUUCUGAGUGGGGGGGGGCUGCGUGGCAUUUGGCUGCAUGUUGCUGGCCUCCUCUGGUAUACAUAGCAUUGCUUACAGUUGCCUGAGUCCCAGAAGACUACAUUUAGUUGUGACACACUGCUUUUUUUUUCUUUUUAGCAUUUGUGUGUAUGUGUGCACACGUGUGUGCCCACACGUGCGCCCAUUUGUGUGUGUCUUUAUAUGGUUUAAAACUAAUGGAAAAACUGAAAGUGCCUGAUUUAUAUACUUAGAUUUUAAGCUUGGACUGUUUUUUAGACAGCUUCUCCUUUAAAGACUUGAAUGUUCUGUUUUAAAAAAAAAUUGGAGCUUGCUUUUCCCACCUACAUAUGACUUUCCAUUAAUGAGGGGGAGAGGAUGCAGGGGAACAAAGCAAAAGAUCAGAGUGAAGCAAGUCCCCAGUUCAUAAAUAAUGCCAAGAGUUCUGGAGAUACUUUUCAGCAAGUAAAUUCAAAUAACUUCUAAAUGUUAAAUACAGAAUGAUGACAUUAUUUUGUAUUAUGGGAAAAAGUAAGUUACCUCUCAAAGCAAUUUUACAAACUACUGACACAAGCCACCAACAACAUCUGCACACAAACCUCAUUGAUGUGAGUGGGAGUUUUGCAAAGGCACAACUCCCUUUUCAUGCCAAUAAGGAUUGGGCAGGAAAGAUGCUUGUGCUUGUAGUGUCACUUCAUCUUCUGGUAAGUUGUCUUCCGGCAAGAGUUGUUAUUGCCAAGGAUUCUUUUAGUUCUGUCUUUUUGGGAAUGGGAAAUUGUACGGUGAAGGGGUUGGACUUGAAAAGAUGGUUCUGCUUCAGCAGAAAACCAGUUAUUUUAAAUGCUGUGUGCAAAAUAUCCUACUUUUUAUGAAAGGUGAUUAUUAUUAUUAUUAUUUUUAAUGAGCACUACAUAAUGUCAAUGAGAAUGUAGGCCAUGGAAGCUUCUUGCUUUUGGAGUUGAGCCUGGCUCCACAGAGGGGGAGGGGGAGGGGGGAAGCAAUCUCCUGUGUAAAAUGUGUGAAUAGUUUGAUAAUUUGUAUACAUAUUCAAGAGCAUCUGCUCCAAGCUGAACUUUUGUGUUGGCUGCUGUAUAGUACCUGAACAAAUGUCAUGAAAUAGAAAAAAAUUACUUUGGAUAUUUAAAAGAAGAAAAUAAAUAUAUAGUCUAUUUGUUUUGUAACAAGUUUCUGUAAAUAAAAUAAUUUAUACUAUUUAUAAGAAAAAA